This is a messenger RNA of Canis lupus familiaris (dog), 2987 nucleotides long. Its product is annotated as zinc finger protein 548-like. The coding region runs from base 120 to 1871 and encodes 583 amino acids. Gene Ontology annotation, biological process: regulation of immune system process; negative regulation of transcription by RNA polymerase II; regulation of cytokine production. The transcript is spliced from 4 exons. NCBI's taxonomy places the organism in Eukaryota, Metazoa, Chordata, Mammalia, Carnivora, Canidae. The record is from RefSeq and is a predicted model, not a curated record.
GAGCGUGAGGAGAGGCGUCGUACCCGCCGCAAAAGCGGCUGCCAGGGCCCUCGUCCCCUCCCGGUUGCCCGCCGCUCCUCGUUCCGUCUUCCCACUGGUCGGAGGCGGAGGCCGCGCUGAUGAAGCCGGCUCAGUGUCCCAUGGAGGUGGCAGAGAUGCUUAUGGACCCUGGGCAGAGCCAUGUGGUCUUUGAAGACGUGGCCAUAUAUUUCUCCCAGGAAGAGUGGGGCCUCCUUGAUGAAGCUCAGAGAUUUUUGUACCAUGCUGUGAUGAUGGAGAACUUUGCGCUUUUGUCCUCCCUAGGUUGCUGGCAUGGAGCCCAGGAUGAGGAGGCACCUUCAGAGCAAGGUGUUUCUUCAGGAGCAUCACAGGUCAGGACUCCAAAGCUAGGCCCAUCCAUCCAGGAGGCCCAGCCCUGCGAGGCAUGUGGCCCAGGAUGGAAAGACCUUUUGCGCUUGGCUGAGCAUGAUGGACUGUACCCCGAUCAAGAGCUAUACAUUUGUGGGGCAAACCUGCACUGGCACCAGAAGGAGCAGAUUGGAGACAAAUUUUCCAGAAGGGAAGAGGGGAGGUGUUCCUUUGCAAUGAACAACAGUGUUCACAAGGCAGACAGUAGCUUCACGUGCAGCAAAGGUGGGAAGGUUUUCCUGGGCAGCACAGGCCUUCUCCAACACCUGGCCUAUCACAAUGCAGUGAAACCACAUGGGGACACUGAGUGUGGGGAGGCCUUUGCAGCUGGACAGAAUGACUACAAGUGUGCUCAGUGUGGGAAAGCCUUCAGCCAAAAACAAAUACUGCUUGAACACCAGAAAAUCCACACUGGAGGAAGACCUUAUGAAUGCAGCAAAUGCGGGAUAGGCUUCAUUAGAAAGUUUCACCUUGUGCAGCACCAGAAAAUUCACACUGGAGAGAGGCCUUUUAAGUGCAAUGAAUGUGGGAAAGUCUUUAGGUACAAUUCCACGCUCAUUAGUCACCAGAGAAUUCACACUGGAUUAAGCCCUUAUGAGUGUAACAAAUGUGGGGAAUUCUUUAAGUAUAAUGCCAACUUCAUGAAACAUCAGAGAAUCCACACUGGAGAAAGGCCUUAUGAAUGCAGAGAAUGUGGGAAGUUCUUUAGGUACAACUACAGAUUGAUACGACACAAGAGAGUUCACACUGGAGAAAGACCUUAUAAAUGUAGCGAAUGUGGGAAAUUUUUCAGGUACAGCUCCACAUUUAUUAGACAUCAAAGAGUUCACACUGCAGAAAAGCCUUAUGAGUGCAGUGAAUGUGGAAAAUUCUUUAGGUACAAUUCCACACUCAUUAAACACCAGAGAGUUCACACUGGAGAAAGGCCUUAUGAGUGCAGUGAAUGUGGGAAAUUCUUUAGGUACACCUCCACACUCAUUAGACAUCAAAGAGUUCACACUGGAGAAAGGCCUUAUGAGUGCAGCUUAUGUGGAGAAUUUUUUAGGUACAAGUCCAAGCUCAUUAAACAUUGGCAGAAUCACACGGGAGAGAGGCCUUAUGAAUGCAGUGAAUGUGGGAAAUCCUUUAGGUACCACUGCAGACUCAUUAGACAUAAGAGAGUUCACACUGGAGAAAGGCCUUAUGAGUGCAGUGUAUGUGGAAAAUUCUUUCGGUAUAACUCCAACCUUAUUAAACAUUGGAGGAAUCACACUGGAGAGAGGCCCUAUGAGUGCAGUGAAUGUGGGAAAGCCUUUAGCCACAAACAUAUACUUGUUGAGCAUCAGAAAAUCCACACCGGAGAAAGGCCCUAUGAGUGCAGCAAAUGUCGGAAGGCCUUUAUUAGAAAGUCCCAUCUUGUUCAUCACCAGAAAAUCCACAAUGAAGAGAGACCUAGGAGUGCCAUAAAUGUGGGGCAUUCUUGAGAUAAAACUCCAAGCCAUUAACCAGAGAAUUACACUGGUAAAAAAACUUAUGGGUGCAGAGAAUAUGGCGAAGCCUUUAGGUACCACUCUAAACUCUACACUGGGAAGCACCUUAUGAGUAGAGUAAAUGUGCAAAAUUGUUUGGGCACAGCUUGCCAUUUAUCAGACAUCAAGAGAUCACUGGACGAAGGCCUGGGUAUAGUCAAUAUGCAGUCUUAGGUGCAACUCCAGCCCCAUUACACAUCAGAGAAUUUGCAAUGGAAAAAGACCUUUUUGUGCAACAAAUGGCAUUUGUUCAUCUAAAACUCUAACCUCAUUUGGCACCAAAAGUUCAUACCACAUUAGAGUAUUGCAGAGGAGGAAAGACUUCAAAUAUCUGCUCUUUGUCCCUGGGAAAUACUGUAAUAUAGUUUUUUUAAUUUUACAUUUAUGUUAUGGCAAAGUGCAUGUAGCACACAUUGCACUGUCUUUGAAUUGUACAGUUUAGUAGUGUUAAAAAAUUCACAUAUUUAUGCAACUAAUUUCCAGAAUUCCUUUCAUCUGGCAAAACUGAAACUAUACCCAUGAAACAGCUCCUUCUAGCCCCUCCCUACCACACCUGGAAACUUUUUAUACCCCAUCUAUGAAUUUGACUACUCUGUUUACUAUUUGUUAGUGAAAUCAUACAGUAUUUGUCUUUUUGUGACUGGCUUGUUUUGCUUAGCAUGAUUUCUCCAUUUGUCAGCAUUUCCUUCUGUUUUGAGAAGGAAUCAGUUGACAUACCUAAGAUACAGGGAAGGGUGAUGGUGGAGUCAAUACAGAUUUGCCAGAUGUUAAAUUAUUUCUAGAAGAAGAGGAGGUCCAGAUUUUAUAUGGAAUCUUUAUUUCUUAACAACUUUAUUGAUGUAUUGACAUAUAUUAAAACUGCAUUUAUUAAAAGUAUAAAAUAUAUUUUUCAUAUAUGUGUCCGCAAUGGGAGCAUCACCAGAGUCGUGAUAAUGAAUAAUUCAUAGCCCCUGUAGUUUCCAUGCACCCUUUUUCAUAUUCUCUGUCCCAGCCCUACCCAACUUGCCAUCCCCAAGUGGACACUCCAGUUUGCAUUUUCUAGAAUUUUCUAUAAAGGGAAUCCUACAGUUA